Messenger RNA from Paramacrobiotus metropolitanus, 426 nucleotides. RefSeq names its product gamma-aminobutyric acid receptor subunit beta-like. The transcript has a single exon. Gene Ontology annotation, biological process: nervous system process; chloride transmembrane transport; signal transduction. Lineage: Eukaryota; Metazoa; Tardigrada; Eutardigrada; Parachela; Macrobiotidae. Bases 1 to 426 code for a protein of 141 amino acids. Gene Ontology annotation, cellular component: synapse; membrane; neuron projection. Gene Ontology annotation, molecular function: transmembrane signaling receptor activity; chloride channel activity; neurotransmitter receptor activity. The record is from RefSeq and is a predicted model, not a curated record.
AUGCACCAGAUAAGCAACGCGAGAACGGCUCCGUCGAGUACACCGGCACCACCGACCUCAACCAGUUCACGCUGGCCAACAAUUACACCGACAACAAGCCCGACAAGUAUCCCGACGGUCAGUGCUGUAACCAGCCGCCCCCGGGCACCAGUAGGCAGAGAAAUCAGUGUGGCCUCGGGCCCUCGACAGGUCUGCUUCCAGCGCAACUUCGGCUAUCAUCUCAUACAGACCUACCUGCCCACCGUCCUCAUCGUCACCAUCUCCUGGGUCAGCUUCUUCCUGGAGGCCGGCGCCGUGCCCGUCCGCGUCUCCCUCGGCAUCACCACCUUCCUCACCAUGAUCACGCGCAACAGCGGCGCCAAAGUCGGCCUGCAGCCCGGCUCCUACGUCAAGGUAGCCUUCUGCACGGGCAGUAUAGAAGUAUAA